UUCCAGAUACCCACAACCCCCCGCGGGAGCGGGACUGGUCGACCCAUGGGGUAGGCGGGGAGGCGGAAGCGGGCGGUGCUACGGCUGACUGGGAAAUGUCAGCAGCUGGACUGUGGACGGAUUUUCCUUUCCCGGGAGCCGGCAGGCCUUCUGGUGAUCGCCAGCGCUGUCGUCUCUGAGCGUGGAUCCCAGAACCUGAACAGCUGUGACGGCCGCCGUUUCCCGGUCCCAUCCAGACGCUGUCUGGCGAGAUCGGACAGUGAGCCUAAGGCGGAACGCGUGAGGCGCUUUUGAGUGUGGGGUCCAGGGCCGAGCGCAGGCGGAAAGAGAGGGGACCCGGCAGACCCCAGGUGGCCGCCGCCGCGGGUCCCACGUCCCUAGCUGCUGAGUGGGGACGGUAGCCCAGCCCGCCGGCCAGAUAUGGUCCAGACCUGUACAUGAAUAACUUUGGUUAGUGAGAGUGAAAUAUCCAAUAAUGAGUGGUGCAGCUUUGGGACUUGAAAUUGUUUUUGUCUUUUUUCUGGCAUUAUUUCUACUUCAUCGAUAUGGAGACUUUAAGAAACAGCAUAGACUUGUAAUUAUUGGAACACUGCUUGCUUGGUAUCUCUGCUUUCUUAUUGUCUUCAUACUGCCUCUGGAUGUUAGUACGACAAUAUACAACCGGUGCAAGCAUGCUGCUGCAAAUUCAAGCCCUCCUGAGAAUAGCAACAUUACAGGAUUGUACGCAACUGCUAACCCUGUUCCAAGCCAGCAUCCUUGUUUCAAGCCAUGGAGUUACAUUCCUGAUGGAAUCAUGCCAAUUUUCUGGAGGGUAGUGUAUUGGACGUCACAAUUUUUAACCUGGAUUCUCUUACCUUUUAUGCAGUCAUAUGCAAGAUCAGGAGGGUUUUCCAUCACUGGAAAGAUCAAAACUGCACUAAUUGAGAAUGCAAUCUACUAUGGCACCUAUUUGCUGAUUUUUGGAGCAUUUUUAAUUUAUGUAGCUGUAAACCCACAUUUACAUUUAGAAUGGAACCAGCUUCAGACAAUUGGUAUAGCUGCUGCAAAUACAUGGGGUCUGUUUCUUCUUGUGUUGUUGUUGGGUUAUGGCUUGGUGGAAAUUCCUCGAUCCUACUGGAAUGGAGCAAAAAGGGGUUAUCUACUUAUGAAAACGUAUUUUAAGGCAGCCAAACUGAUGACAGAGAAAGCAGAUGCAGAAGAGAAUUUAGAAGAUGCCAUGGAGGAGGUUCGUAAAGUGAAUGAAAGCAUCAAGUAUAAUCACCCAUUGAGAAAAUGUGUUGAUACAAUACUUAAAAAGUGCCCUACGGAGUAUCAGGAAAAAAUGGGUAGAAACAUGGAUGAUUAUGAAGAUUUUGAUGAAAAGCAUAAUAUUUACCCAAGUGAAAAAAGUCUGGUAAAACUGCAUAAACAGGUGAUUUAUUCAGUUCAGAGACACCGUCGAACUCAAGUACAAUGGCAGAUUCUUUUGGAACAAGCAUUUUAUCUAGAAGAUGUAGCAAAAAAUGAAACUAGUGCUACUCGUCAGUUUGUUCACACCUUUCAAUCGCCAGAGCCAGAAAAUCGAUUUAUCCAAUAUUUUUAUAAUCCUACAUUUGAAUGGUACUGGGAAUGUCUUUUGCGACCAUGGUUUUACAAGAUACUUGCUGUGGUUCUGUCCAUCUUCUCCGUAAUUGUUGUGUGGUCAGAGUGCACAUUCUUUAGCACUACUCCUGUCUUAUCCCUCUUUGCGGUCUUCAUACAGCUGGCAGAAAAAACGUAUAAUUAUAUUUAUAUAGAGAUUGCUUGCUUCCUUUCCAUCUUCUUCCUAAGUAUCUGUGUUUAUUCUACUGUGUUCAGGAUUCGUGUAUUUAACUAUUAUUACUUGGCUUCACAUCACCAGACUGAUGCUUAUAGCCUUCUUUUCAGUGGCAUGCUAUUUUGCCGUUUGACACCUCCUUUAUGUCUUAAUUUCUUGGGUUUGACCCAUAUGGAUUCAUCUAUCUCUCACAAGAAUACUCAGCCAACUGCUUACACAUCUAUUAUGGGUUCCAUGAAAGUUUUAUCCUUUAUUGCAGAUGGAUUCUAUAUAUAUUAUCCUAUGUUGGUGGUAAUUCUCUGCAUUGCUACUUAUUUUAGUUUGGGAACCCGUUGUUUGAAUCUGCUUGGUUUCCAGCAGUUUAUGGGAGAUGAUGAUAUGACAUCAGACUUAGUUAAUGAAGGAAAAGAAUUAAUCAGAAAAGAGAAGAGAAAAAGGCAAAGACAAGAAGAAGGCGAAAAUCGAAGAAGAGAAUGGAAAGAACGUUAUGGACACAAUAGAGAAGAUUCCACUAGGAACAGAAAUAUCCAUACUGACCCCAAAGAGUCAAACUUCUCAGAUGUUAAUACCAACCGUUCUGCAUUCAAAUAUACCAGGGCUAAUAACAGGACUGAAAGGGACCGGAUAGAACUUCUCCAAGAUGCAGAACCUUUGGAUUUUAAUGCAGAAACAUUCACUGAUGAUCCUCUUGAAUCUGAAUCAGGAAGGUAUCAGCCUGGUGGACGAUAUCUCUCGAUGUCUCGCAGUGACAUAUUUAAUGAUGUUUAAAGUCUGAAAAAGUUUGUGGGACCACUAACCAAGGUCAACACAUCAGUUCAGUCUUGAUGAACAUCUGUGUACCCUAGAAUUUCCUCUAUACUCAGUGAAAAGUGUCAAGAUAACAAAAAAGACACUGAGAAUUAAUUAUGUCUUAGGAAUAAUAGUUUAAUGUGCAUUGAAUAGAGUAUCACCUUUUCCAACAAGAUUUAUUACGUAUCAUUUCCUAAGCAUCUGCCUUAGAAGUAGAGUUACAGUGGAAGGAUUUUUAAAAGGAUCAACAUAUGUUAAGAACAUGCAGUUCAGUUUGUUUCAGAUUAAUUUUUUUUUUUUCAGGAGAGUUAUUUUAAAGAUUCAAGGAAGCCAUAAGUCAUACUAAAUAAUAUUAUAUACAGUUUGAUUAUUGUGACUUUCAUUUUUGUUACUUCUAAAAAAUAUAUUCAACCUGUAUUUCUCAAAGAAAUGUAAGUGAAUGGAGACCUCAAAUAAUAACUGUAUUCAUAAAA
Piliocolobus tephrosceles (Ugandan red Colobus) is the source of this 3057-nucleotide messenger RNA. RefSeq names its product LMBR1 domain containing 2 (gene LMBRD2). Gene Ontology annotation, cellular component: membrane. Bases 476 to 2563 code for a protein of 695 amino acids. NCBI's taxonomy places the organism in Eukaryota, Metazoa, Chordata, Mammalia, Primates, Cercopithecidae. The record is from RefSeq and is a predicted model, not a curated record. The transcript has 18 exons. Gene Ontology annotation, biological process: adrenergic receptor signaling pathway.